Punctularia strigosozonata HHB-11173 SS5 is the source of this 1017-nucleotide messenger RNA. Its product is annotated as aromatic compound dioxygenase. The record is from RefSeq and is a predicted model, not a curated record. Gene Ontology annotation, biological process: catechol-containing compound metabolic process. Bases 1 to 1017 code for a protein of 338 amino acids. The transcript has 6 exons. Gene Ontology annotation, molecular function: ferric iron binding; catechol 1,2-dioxygenase activity. Lineage: Eukaryota; Fungi; Basidiomycota; Agaricomycetes; Corticiales; Punctulariaceae.
AUGGCUGAUUCCUGCCUCCAAUAUUCCCCGGAAGGCUCGGAGGCAAUCAUUAACAGUCUCCUCAAGCUCAUCCAGCUUACCCCCGACGCGUACGCAGACCCACCUUCUCACCCCUACAACGCGUCUAACGAGAUCAUUGAUCCCGCGCGCGCGCAGCCGAUCCCGGCUUGUAUUCACUGCCUAGUAAUCAAACACCUCCAUGCCUUCGUCGAGGACACCUCACUCACCACCGCUGAAUGGAUGGCCGCAAUCCAGUUCUUGUCCUCCCUCAGCAAGAUGGACAUCUUCAUCUUCGAAUUCGUUCUCCUCUCUGACGUUCUCAGCGUAUCCGCUCUCGUCGACGCAAUUAACAACCCACCUCAGGGCAACGCGACGGAGAGCAGCGUGCUUGAGCCGUUUUUCACUGAGGAUGCUCCGGACGUUAAUCUUGGAGGAUCGAUCGUAUCCGAAGGCAAGCGACAGUGCAUAUAUGUUGAGGGACGCGUUGUCAACACCAAGGGGGAGCCUAUCUCGGAAGCGGUGAUCGAGACAUGGGAGACGGACAAGCUCGUGCCGUCGCACAGGGCUCUACGGUAUGCAGUACGAGGAACUGUACAACCCGACUGCCAGAGACGUUUGAGGUUGGAUAAGGAGGGUAAGUACGGCUAUCGGGAAGCUAUGCCUGUGGCGUAUCCUAUCCCCGGCGACGGUCCCGUUGGCGACUUGCUCAUGCACCUCGGUCGACACAAUAUGCGCCCGAAUCACCUGUACCUCAUGAUUUCAGCACCCGGGUGCAUAAACAACCCUACCGCAAUCUAUCCGGAGGGCGACGGAUACCUGAAUAGCGACGCCCUCUUUGGCGUCAAGAAGUCACUCGUUGUCGUACGUAUUCCCGUUCUGCAGCGCCUUGAAGAUGUGAACGACGAUGCGGAAGCACGUGCAAGUAUACGGUCAGCCAGGGGGUUCGAUGCGACCGCAAGAGGUCGACGCUCACCUAGGCCUCGGUUCCAACCCGAAGUUCGGUUGACUACAGGAUAA